AUGAGGUUGUCCAUUGGAGUGCUGGCUUCAUUGCCAGCACUGGUAGCUUCGCUGGCCUCCACCGAUUCAUACCGUGAUGCUGAUUUGCCCCAAUCGGGCUAUCUCCCUAACCACAACCUUGACCCAAACAUUGCCGGUUCUUCAAGCUUCAGAAACUUAUGGACUUUCACUUCUCCCGACAGCAAGGAGUUCUGGUUGGCCAAGCCAUUGGUCUACACACCCGAGGGGGGCACCGAGCUCGUCAUUACCGCCUCCGAGAUGAACAUCAUUCGUAUCUUCGAUAGUAAGACCGGAAACAUCCUGAAGCAGAGAACUCUCCAGGCCCCGUUCUCCGCUGCUGACAGCAACUGCGGCGACAUCCCGAACUGGGUCGGCAUCACCGGUACCCCUAUCAUCGAUCCCGCGACAAGCAUCAUGUACGUCUUCUCCAAGGGCUACCGAGACGGGACCACUUCCGGCACAGCCAACGGUGUCUACAAGAUGUACGCCAUUCGUAUUCCCUCGCUCGAAGAUGUCGACAAAUUCCCCGUCCUGAUUGACGGUAUAAAUGCCGAUAACGACCCAGCCAAGUACUUCGUCGGUGGCGUGGCCCUGCAGCGACCCUCUCUAGCCGAGCUCAACGGCCACAUCGUCGCCGCAUUCGGCUCUCACUGUGGUCGCUGGAACUACACUGGUUAUCUCGUGUCCGUCAGUAAGACACCUGGCGUGGGCCCAGUGAGCAUGUGGGCCACGGAAGCUGCUCCUGGAGCUCCAAAGCCGCAGCCACUUGAUCUCGAAACCGAAACGGGAGGCAAAGCAGGUAUAUGGCAGAGUGGCAUGGGUUUGCCCGUCAUCGGCAAUAAUGUCUAUUUCGUGGCAGGCAACGGUCAGGGGCACGCCAACGGAAACGUUCCUGCCAGUGGCAGAAUCUACAUGUCCACCCUCGACGAGUGCACCGUAAAGAUGGAGGUAGCGUCGACCGGAAAACUGAGUCUCAUCGACUACUUUCAGCCAUAUGACUACAUUGGUUUGGAUGCUGGUGACCGCGAUGUCGGUUCUUCGGGACUUGCCGUCCUGGAUCCAACCGUUUUCAAGGGCACCGGCGUCAACCGAAUGUGCGUUACGGCUGGGAAGAAGGGCAGAGCCUACAUCAUGAACGCCGACAACCUCGGCGGUUUCAGACAGGCGGCUGACGGCGGCGAUGGCAUUAUCCAGACAAUUGAGCUUGGCUUUUCAUUGUACGGCGGAUUCGGCAGCUACCCUGGCGAGGGCGGUUACAUCUACGCGACCACUGUUGGUGGCCCGCUUGUUGCGUACAAGCUUGGUUUCGACGCGAAGGGUGCGCCUCAAUUCACUCUUGCCGGCAAAUCAGCCUCCUUCGUCGGAGCUGGUCGCGUUGGUGUCGGACAAAUGACCAUUACAUCAGACAACGGCAAGCCUGGCACUGGCAUUGUCUGGGUUGCGGAUGUCAACGUCGGUCUCCAAGCUUUCCGUGCCGUUCCCCAGGACGGCGUCAUGGUUCCCAUCACUUUGCCCUCCACUCAAGGUAGCAACAAGUUCCAACGUCCGGUCUUUGGUGAUGGCCGUGUGUUCAUGAACGUCAACAACAAUAGGCUUGUGGCGCUGGGAUCUCCCGUCAACCCUGCUGUCAACUGCACCAGCCCAGUGGACUUUGGGUCUCUCGAAGCUGGUUCCACCGCCAGCGUGACUGUCAACUGCAAAGCCAACGUCGCUCUUACCAAGGUCAAUGGUUGCACCGCUGCGGACCCGACUUUUACUUGCUCCAACUCAACUCUACCCCAGGGUGCAGUCGCUGCAGGAGCAUCUUUCUCCUUGAACGUCACUUGGGACCUCUCCAACCCGGCCGUUCCGAUUGUGCCUGGAGUGCUUUCUAGCGCCGUCACGCUCUCCAUCAGCCCUCCUGCCGAGUACGCUACUAGUGUGCUGGUAUCUGUCCAAGGCACUGUCGUCAAGCAGGGCGCCUUUCUGAGCGCCACGCCAUCGGAUAUCGCUUUCGGUAGAUUGGUUCUCCGUGACGCCCCAGAAGGCCUCACGGGGUCUGCUCUCAUUCAAAAUGUUGGCAACGGCACCUUGACGUUCACCGGCUUCGCCUGGCAGACGAACACUAGCGACUACGCCAACUUUACGAGUGAUGGCGGGCUUGGCUCUGGUUUCUCAUCUACAAACUUCCCGACCGUUGGUUCCACUCUUGAGUCCGGAAAGAGUUUGACUGUCGCCUUGCGCUUCUUGAAGGAGACACCUGGAUCAUACUUGUCAAAAAUCACCAUCUGGUCCAACGGAGGAACUGCUGUGCUCACUUUAAGUGCUUCCGUCAACGACCCGCCUGCAGUUUCGUUCGAGGUUUCCAAUGGCUCCGGUGGCUGGACUGUGCUGUCAAACUACACUGUUUCAUACGGCAACGUGGUUGCAGGAGGCCUUGUCGACAAGCAAAUCAGGGUCUGCAACAAGGGCGAUGCCCCUCUGACGAUCACCAUUUCCAAGCCUCCCGCCACCUCGCAGCUCUUCGCCCUGAACCCUAACAAUGAGCUCACUGAGGGAACGCAAGUUGUCGGCGGUAGCUGCUCCAUUGGAAGCGUUGGUAUUCAUGCCGCACCUGUUCAGCCGAACCAUCCUGCCCAGGCUUUACGUGCCACGUGGACUCUCAGCACCGACGGUCUUAAUUCAACCACCGGCGAGGUUUCGGGCCGCCACGACAUUGUGUUCGAGGGUACCGUUGUCAGCAAGCAAGUCGGGCCUCUUCUUACCAACGGCACUGCCAAAUACCAAUAUGUCGGAUGCUUCAAGGAUACCACCAAUUUAGGCCGCAAUCUUCAGAACUCUGUCAACACUGCUGCUCAACAAAAGACGAAUACGCUGCAGCAGUGCCAGGGAAUCUGCAACGACAGAGGAUUUGCCCUAUCUGGUGUCCAGUACCACCAAGAAUGUUGGUGCGGUUCCAGCAUUAAGAAUCCCUCUACGUACGAGGACGAGUCCCUCAAUCUGUGCACUUUCGAUUGCACUGGAGAUGACACUCAAGCAUGUGGUGGCGACAACGGGCACAUGAGCUUGUACGCCGAUAUCACAUCAUUCGACAUUGCUGGUUUCUACCAGUCCCUCAAGAACCCCAGCUCUAGCUCAUCUCUGCCAGCAUCAACGAGAUCCUCCACCAGAGCAUCGUCCGCUAGCAGCGUCCCUCCCGCCUCCUCUGUGGCAUCCUCCUCGGCUGUCACUAGCUCUGCAGCCGCCGCGAGCAGCGGUGGUUCCGGCACAACUGCGACUUCGUCGUCAUUGGUGUCCAGUGCUUCAUCUGGUGCCUCAAGCUCAAGCAGCACGGCUUUCGUCUCGACAAUCACCCCCACUUCCACGACUUCGAGCAGUGCGACUCCAUCUGCAACAUUUGUCGCGUCACCCCUCAACCCUCAGAUGCCUGCUAUCAUCGGCGGACAAUGGCAAUACGCUGGGUGCUUCAAAGACCUUGUUAACGGCGAGAGACUCUUCCAAGGGGCGUCUUCUGCCUCAGACGACAUGAGCUUAGCCAAGUGCGCUGCAUUCUGCAGUACUGGUGCGCCAGGUGGUGGAGCCUUCAACUACUUUGGUGUCGAGUACGGCCGCGAAUGUUACUGCGGCUGGGAUGCGCAAGCUGCCAAGAUGUCAACUUCAGAAGCCGAAUGUUCUUCACCUUGUGCGGGUUCCACCCUCGGUCUGUGUGGUGCCGGCUUCCGCCUUUCGGUUUACAACAACACAAUCCCCAACCAAGCACCGUCCCAACCCCAGCACGCUGCACGAGCAGGCGACUACGAGUUCCUGGGAUGCCAGACCGAAGGCGUCAACGGACGCGCUUUGUCAGGGGCUUCCUUCGGCUCGGCAGAUAUGACAACUAAGGCUUGCGCCGCCUUCUGCGCGAAGGGCAACUUCCAGUACAUGGGGGUUGAAUACGCUCAAGAGUGCUGGUGCGGAAGUGCAACCAACGCAGGGUCGGUCCCGGCUCCGCUGAAGGAGUGCGAUAUGCUCUGUCGCGGCAACCAGUCUGAGUAUUGCGGAGGAACCAGCCGCCUUGAUCUUUUCAAGCUUUCUGCUGCUGGUGAACAGUCAACGUCGUCAUCCAGUGCCUCGACAAUUCAAUCAUCCUCAGUCGGUUCCAGCUCUGCCUCUGUUGGCGCCAGCUCAAGUGUCGCCUCUUCGAGCUCCGCAGUUCUCAGCUCCCGAUCGUCCACCGCGAGUCCCAGCCCGUCAUCAAGCAGCUCGGCGAUCUCAUCAUCGUCUGUAGCGCCAUCCAGCUCCCUCGUGCCAUCUGUGCCGGCAUCAACAACCACAAGUAGUUCCCCUUCGUCAAGUGGUAGCUCGUCGUCCUCGACCUCAGCCACGGCAACCGACGGGUACUACUAUGUUGGUUGCUACAGGGACCGGCCUACCGGACACGCACUUCCUCUCCUGUUUGCCAACCAGAGCGUCACGCCUGAGCUUUGCAUUGCCCACGCCAACUCGGUGUAUAGCAAGGCCCCAACACCGACAACCAAGCUGCCGUACCUAUUCUUGGAGUACCACCACGAGUGCUACGGCGGCUCGAGUCUCGACUUCCAGGGCGGCGUUGUCACCUCCCUUGUCGGGACCAAGGCCUGCAAGAACUACUGCUAUGGCAGUGUUAGCACCUUCACCACCGACGGCACCGUCACAACCACAACAAACACGGCCAACUACUGCGGCGGGGCCAAGAUCCCCUCAGCUUCCUCCUUCACUUGCGAUCUCCCACCCCCGAUCUCCCCCACCGACGGCCUUCCUUCCGCAAAGGAGCUCUUCACCUCCGAAGCCGCCAUCCUCAAGCAAGUCUCCCGCCAUGCAGCCCUCGUCCGCGUACCCUCAAUCUGCUACGACGAUCUCGGUGACUUUGACACCGAUCCGCGCUGGAAAGUGUUCUACGAACUCCACAAUGUCAUGCGCAAGACCUACCCGGCGGUCCACGCGCGCUCCGAACUCGUCAAAGUAAACACUUUCGGUCUCGUCUACACCAUCCCUGGCUCCUCUCCUGGCCUUAAGCCUCUCCUCCUCGCCGCCCACCAGGACGUCGUCCCCGUCGCCGACGCCUCGACAUGGACCUAUCCCCCGUUCGCCGCACACUUUGACGGGGAGUGGAUGUGGGGUCGCGGCGUCUCAGACGACAAGAACUCCUUCACGGCCCUCCUCUCGGCGCUCGAAACCCUCCUUGCGAACCCGGACUGGGUCCCCAAGCGCACAAUCAUCCUCGCCUCGGGCUUCGACGAGGAGUGCUCCGGCCAGCGCGGCGCGGGCCACAUCGCCAAGCACCUCGAGCAGAAAUGGGGCAACAACAGCAUGGCGCUAAUCCUCGACGAGGGCGGCAUGGGCCUGCAGCAGCUCGACUCCAAGACGCUCUACGCCCUGCCCGCCGUCAUGGAAAAGGGCCACGUCGACAUCUGGCUCGAGCUGCACGUCACGGGCGGCCACUCCUCUGUUCCCUUCCCCCACACGGGCAUCGGCAUCGUGUCGGAGAUGGUCGUCGCGCUCGAGGCGCACCCCUACUCGCCCGAGCUGACGACGAAGUCGCCGCUGUACGAGCACAUGGUCUGCCAGGCGCGGUACUCCCCCGACGCGCAGCCCGAGAUCACGAAGCUUCUGCAAGAGGGCGAUCUGCAGGCGCUCGCGGAGACGUUGGUCGAGAUUGACCGCCCGACGCACUACCGCCUGCAGACCUCGCAGAGCGUGGACUAUUUCCAGGCCGGGCAGAAGAUCAACGCCAUGCCGGAGGUCGUCAAGGUCGGCGUGAACUACCGCGUGGCGCCGCAGAACAGCAUCCCCGAGAUCCAGCACAAUGUUGUCUCGUACAUUUCUGGCAUUGCGGAGAAGUACGGCGUCAAGGUUGUGGCGUUCGAGGGCGACGAGGGGUACGAGAAGUACGCUGCUGCACAGAAGAGAGAUCUGGCGGGCUCUGUUGGUCUCGAGAAUGGUGGUGUGGAGGUUAAGUACGAGGUGGACUACAACGGCACUUUGGUCCUGAGCUCCUCGCAGAAGACGCUCGUGGCGCCGGUGUCGCCGACCAAGGGCCCGAUUUGGGACUUGUUCUCGGGAACGCUGCAGAGCUCGUUUGCGUUUGAUGGGGGCAAGGUUGUGCCUGUUGGGGAGUUGAUGACUGGUAACACUGAUACGAGACAUUAUCUGAACCUCACCCCUAACGUGUACCGCUUCGUGCCCAUCCGUAACGGGGCCACGGUGAACGCGCAUACGAUUGAUGAGAGGAUCCAGAUUUCUGCGCAUAUGGAGAUUUUGAGGUUUUAUUACGAUUUGAUUCGCAACUUUGAUGCUGCGGAAGUUUAA
This is a messenger RNA of Colletotrichum gloeosporioides, 6306 nucleotides long. Its product is annotated as putative carboxypeptidase C24C9.08. Gene Ontology annotation, molecular function: carboxypeptidase activity. Lineage: Eukaryota; Fungi; Ascomycota; Sordariomycetes; Glomerellales; Glomerellaceae. Gene Ontology annotation, cellular component: fungal-type vacuole lumen. Bases 1 to 6306 code for a protein of 2101 amino acids. The record is from RefSeq and is a predicted model, not a curated record. The transcript is spliced from 7 exons.